CCAGGGGGUCAGGCCUGCCCAUCCAGGAAUUUGGCCCUCCCAGGAGAAAUCAGCAUUGAUGCCAUUUUAACGAUGGGUUUACGUGGGCUCAAACCCUAGGCCUGAAGACGUGAAAGGGUCCACGAGGCUCAGUGAAAAAAAUUAAACAAAAUUCACAGGGAGGAAAAAAAAACUCCUGCCUUGUUUGUACGUUUUUUUGUCCAUUUUUGGCAUCUGGAUUUAGAGCGAAAUUACAUAUCUGUCCUUAUGUUUAGUAUCUCUGCUCCGAAACAGAAACUGUCCAGCAGCUGUUUGUCAGUGUGUGAUUCUAGGGCGGGGAGUUUGAAAGCAAAUGGCUGAGGUUAGUAUGCCGGGGCUAACAAUCAUAACAAGUUAAAGUAAAACAACUUGACUUAACAUGUCAUUGGAAAGUGACAUUGUUAGAAUCCUGGACUUUAUUGCUCUGAUCAAGGACUUUGCCACAUGUAAAACCAGGAGGAAGACAUUUUAAAGGGAUGCAGGCUUCACUUGCCAGUGUUGUUUUUGGACAUGGUUGGUGGAUGGUGUUUAUGCUGACCCACCCAUAAAAACCAAAUGCCCAGCCAGUUACUUUCCUCUGGCGCCAGGACUGCUCCACUAGUCCACCAUAUUUACAGACUUUUCCUGCCUGCUUCCCAGCCAGCUAACCUGCAGCAUGCUAACCACCAGCAUGAUAGCCUUCAGCCUGCACCUCAGCCUGCGUCUUGACCUGCACUCCAGCCUGCUAGCCUUCAGCCUGCACUCCAGCCAGCUAGCUUUCAGCCUGCACUCCAGUCUGCUAGCCUUCAGCCUGCACUCCAGUCUGCUAGCCUUCAGCCUGCACCCCAGACUGCUCACAACCAGCCUGCACUCCAGUCGAUUGGGCUUAGUUUUGUGAGCCUGCAGCCUGCCUGUCCUGAGCCGACGUCAAGCCUGUUCUAGAACCAUUGGCCGUCCCCGUCAACGUCCAGCCUGUUCUCAAGCCAUCGGCUACCCCUGCCAAUGACCUGCCAGACCUCCAGCCAUCAGCCACACCUGUCAACACCCUGCCAGAGUCCCAGUUGGCCGCCCCCGCUGAAGCAGAGCCAGACCUCCAGUCGGCAGUCCCUGCCAACACCCAGCCAGACUUCCCAGAUAAUCGGUCAACCGUCCUUGCUGUUGCCCAACUAGACCACCAGCUGUCCACCCCCUGUUCUGCACUCCACUGGUCUGCCUGCUCCAACCCUCAACUAUCAAUUAUUGCUAAUGCUGGUCCUGCACUUCAGCCACUGGACUUUAGUCCUGCACUCCAGUCACCAGUCUCCAGUCCUGUACUCCAAAUGUCGGAUGCUUAUCCAGCAGCCUGCCGUGACCUGCAGCCGAAUCUUCUGGUACCACCUGCCUUUCCUGACCUCCAGCCUUGUCACCGACCUCCUGAGUAGCCCAGUCUUCGUUGCCGACCUCCAUAGCAGUCCAGCCUAUGUUGUCGACUUCCAGAGCAGUCCUGCCUACGUCGCCGGCCUCCAGGUCAUCCUCCAGAGCAGCUCCACAUGUCUGGUCAUUCUUAUGCUCAUCCUCCAGAGUGGCUCCACCUGUCUAGUGUUCCUCCUGCCUGUCCUCCACAGCUGCUCUGCCUAUGUCGCCAGCAUCCAAGCCGUCGUCCAGAGCUACAGCAUGGCAGAGCUGUUCUGCCCUUCAUUCCUGCCUCAUGGUUGUCCUCCAGACUUGUCCUUUUGGUCCUGCAUCCUGGUCACCCUCCAGAUCUGUUACGUCUAUUGGCCCUGCCCCCAGGCCAUCCGCCUGAGGUUUCCUGCUCUGCUCCUGUCCAAAUGGCCCAGAUCCUUUGUUCCCUUGUCAGAUCAUUGUAGUUAUCAUGUUGCCUUUUGUCAGUGCUUUUGAGCUUCUGUUUUCUGUAUCCUGGACCUGCCAACCGUGCCUGUGAGCUAUUGUCUUCUCUUUGGACAAUAAACUCACUGAACUUC
This is a messenger RNA of Thunnus maccoyii (southern bluefin tuna), 1958 nucleotides long. RefSeq lists its product as uncharacterized. The record is from RefSeq and is a predicted model, not a curated record. Bases 1243 to 1875 code for a protein of 210 amino acids. The transcript is spliced from 2 exons. Lineage: Eukaryota; Metazoa; Chordata; Actinopteri; Scombriformes; Scombridae.